Molecule: messenger RNA, 1218 nt
Organism: Parasteatoda tepidariorum (common house spider)
Lineage: Eukaryota; Metazoa; Arthropoda; Arachnida; Araneae; Theridiidae
Source: RefSeq, a predicted model, not a curated record
AUGAUUUUAAAAGCUCAAAAUUCCAGUAAAUUUCCAACCAGGAAAAUUCCAGCAUAUGAACGGAAUAAUUGCAAAACAAGAUGUCGUGUACUGCCUGAGAAACCGAAACAUGGUCUAGUGAUAGCACCUAAAACAGAUCAUGGAAUGAAAGCUCUUUUUUUAUGCAAGGACGGAUAUCAGCUAGUGGGACCUAAUGUAACUGAAUGUCAUUACGGAGAAUGGAUUCUACCCACUCCAAUGUGCAAAGAGAUUUAUUGUCCCUUUCCUGGUGUCUUGGAACAUGGACGAGUACUUCUUGUGGGUUACAUGGGAAUGUACGACUACAGGCCAUACGUAAAAAAAGUUACAAACAAUCGGCAGAUUAUGUAUGAGUGCCAUCGUCACUAUACGCUGAAAGACGGACCACCUGGCGCUACCUGUGUGGAUGGCCAAUGGAGUCCAAAACAAAUGCCAACAUGUGUUAAAGGCUCUCAUCCUCAGUUAACUAAUGAUCAACAACAGAGGAAACGUCGAGAGUUGAUCAGAGCUCAUCUUAGAAGAGAAAGAGGAAGACGAAGAAGACGGGGAAAACACAUUCGCAGCAGGACACAAGCAAGAAGCAUUAGGGAACCCUGUUCUUUACGUGAAAGUGAUUGGAUGGAGGUAGAGAUCGUACGACUGGGACGAGGCAAUGAGUCCUUGCCUCAUGGCACAAUCAUCAAUGUUACCUGUACUCCUGGAUAUUCUCUAAACAUUGGCAACAGAACAGCAAAGUGCGUUAAAGGUAGAUGGAAGCCGAAGGAACCAGAGUGCCAGACCUUACCUUGUCCAGUACCGACGACACCCAAUGGUGUAUAUCACCAUUUUCAGCGUACUGUUCUAGAGAAGGAAGGCAUGCCUCACGGAGAAGUGGUGACGCUGACUUGUCUCCCGGGAUUCCAACUUAUGGGACCAGAUUCUUUGCGAUGUUGGUAUGGUGACUGGGCCGUCGACAACCUUCCAGAGUGCGUACCAAUACCUUGUCCAGUACCGACUACACCCAAUGGUGUGUAUCACCAUUUUCAGCGUACUGUUCUAGAGAAGGAAGGCAUGCCUCACGGAGAAGUGGUGACGCUGACUUGUCUCCCGGGAUUCCAACUUAUGGGACCAGACUCUUUGCGAUGUUGGUAUGGUGACUGGGCCGUCGACAACCUUCCAGAGUGCGUACCAAGUGAAGAGUUAGAAAACUUAAAUGGUUAA